Messenger RNA from Malassezia restricta, 1113 nucleotides. RefSeq names its product diphthine methyl ester acylhydrolase. Gene Ontology annotation, molecular function: protein binding. The transcript is spliced from 2 exons. The record is from RefSeq and is a predicted model, not a curated record. The coding region runs from base 1 to 1113 and encodes 370 amino acids. NCBI's taxonomy places the organism in Eukaryota, Fungi, Basidiomycota, Malasseziomycetes, Malasseziales, Malasseziaceae.
AUGUUGUCCAUAGCUCCGAGUCUGUACCAAGAGUCGACGGAGCUAUGUGCAGACUCUAUUGAGUCGCACCCGUAUUUACCCUACGUUUUUGCCGAGUCAACGUAUCAGGUGGAUCAAGACAAAACCACGGAUGCACCUAGCCCUUCAUACACACGUCGCGGCCGCUGCCGGCUGCGCCGAGCUGACGUUCAAGGCGAUGCAGUCAGCUGCAUGACCCUAGAUACAUGGGAUGGAGCAGCCAUCCUAGAUACUAAGUGGUGUCUUGCUUCUUCUGAGAAACAGGCGCAGCAUGGGUACGGUAUUUUGGGGAUUGCGGAUGCUUCAGGGCACGUACAUUUGUUGCACUUGCAGGAUUACGAAUCAGCCUAUCGCCUAGCCCCUUGGAAAUCGUGGCGCAUGAACCAUCAUGAUGCAUUAUGUUUGAGUCUCGACUGGUCCGAUAGGUGUCGUCCUGGCGCCGAUGAUGCACGUAUGAUUUUGAGUCAAAGCAACGGAACGUUAUGUAUGGUACCAAGCUUAAAUUCAGCUGCACCACUUCCCCAAGCAUGCGAAACGUGGUUGGCACAUGACUUCGAGGCAUGGAUCACGGCAUGGGAUUGUUGGAAUGAUGGUGUUGUGGCUUGGAGUGGUGGUGAUGAUUUGGCCCUAAAAGGUUGGGAUAUGCGUAUGCCGCUGUAUAAUGGACAGCGUGCAUCUACCUUCACUACGCGUAAAUGCUUUGAAGGAGGAGUCACAACGAUCCAGAGUCAUCCCCACAAGCAACAUUAUUGGGCUGUCGGGAGCUACGACGAAAAAAUCCGGCUCUUUGAUGCUCGGAACACACGCUCACCUCUGAGUGAAACGGAAGUGGGUGGCGGUAUAUGGCGCACGAAAUGGCAUCCGGACGAGUCUCAGAAACUUCUUCUUGCAUGCAUGCAUGGCGGCUUGGUCGUUUUGGAUUGUCCAGGUCUUGAUGCAGGGGCGCCAUCACCAGAUCCCAUGCGCAUCCUCACAAAAUUUCAGGGUCAUAAUAGCAUCGCUUAUGGAUGUGAUUGGGAGCGUGGGUCACCGCAAGAUCAUCUCGUCUACAGCUGCUCGUUCUAUGACGCUUCAAUGCACAUAUGGAAAUGGUAG